GUCUGCAUCUACGACUAACGUUUUGAAACGAAAAGAACGAAAAAGAAACUUGGUUUACAUCGGUAAAUUCAGAAAUGCGAGGUCAUGAUCUUGGAUUAAGACAACGCGACUGUCGACAAACAGGGUAACUUGUAAAUACAUCUGAUGCACCCUGUGGUCGUGCACAACAGAAGACAACAAUGGCAGGUCUGGCAGACGUUUCCUCUGAUCAAGAAAGAUCAAACUGGCUGAAAGCGUUUCUCGGACUUAACAUUGCAAAACAUACCCUAGAAGAGUUUGUUGACAGAGAGGUCAAAGACGUUCAGACUCAAAUAUUUCAGUCUGUGCGGUCAAUACUUUAUACAGCCACAGUAUGCACCAACUGUUGUACCGCCAAUUUGUUGAAAUGUCCCACAUUGAAUAUAUGCAAGAAGAGAGGUAAACAUGUCUGCGAUUCAAUGCAAGACACACCUUUCAAACAACCUAGACCUUGUAGCAUGAAGAUAUGUGAUAAAGUUCGUGAUGAAAUUAUUAAAGCACAUCGUUAUGGUAAUCCUUCCUGGAAUAAUACAUCGGCUGAACAAUGGGAAAGUAAUCAUUGGCAGAUUGCUAAAUGCUUUUUACCUCCAGAUGGGUACAUUGGGGUGGGGUCUGCAAAUGAAACAGAUUUCAACGGUAUCAUUUGUGUUAUGCUGAACUGUAAACACUUUGACAGCAAGGUUUCCUUUUCUAUAGCACCACCACCACCUGGGUUGGCGUGUCUAUUGUCAAAGGUUCGAGAAAUAGGUAGAGCUGUUUGUCAUAACUCCGAUUGCAAAAUGAACAAUAUCGAUCUGCAGAAUGCCUUAAGCACGUUGAUUGGUCUUCUGAGUGACCCGACAUGUUUAGGUCACGAUGGACAUGCACAAGAGGCAAUCAGAAAAAUCAAACAGCUUCAACUCGACGGCUUAAAAACAACCGAGGCAGAAAUGAGUCAGUUACUGAAGGAUGCACGUGACACAUUGAACGAUAUGAAGCAAGUGGCCGAUGAAUCGAUAAAGGAGAUGAAAGCUUUUGUAGAGAACUUAUACAAGAAACACGCAGCACGGGAAGAUGAGGACUACGAACAUGCUGUGGAAGAUUUUGUGAGGCGAUUAAAACAGCAUUACAAAGUCACACUGAGUCAUGUGUCUAUAUCAACAUUGUUGCCUACUGCCGACAAAUCUCUAUAUAAACUCUAUGCAGCCCCAUCAAUAUGCAGAAUAGUUGAAAACAAUGAGGGGAAUAAAACUGAACAUCCAGUUACAACGUACAAAGAAAUAUUGUAUACAGGUGGAAAUGAAAAACUAAACAAGCGCAUAUUUUUGCAAGGUGAAGCUGGCAUGGGGAAAUCAACGUUUGCUUCUAAACUUGUAUUGGAUUGGUGUAAUCUAGGAGAAGCAUUAUCAUCUCUCUCUAAAACAUUUGUUGAUGCGAGCAUGUUGCAAGAAUUUAAACUUGUUUUAUUCGUUACUUUGAGGGAUUCUGCUUGUGAACGUGAUGUGACAAAAAUGAUCAAAGAACAGAUAAUCGACCUGGUUUAUUCUGAUACAAAUCGUCAUGACGCGUAUGAAAUGCUGAGUAAAAUCAUGCAAAAAGAAAUUUGCUUGGUGGUACAAGACGGGUUAGACGAGUGGAAGGAUCCUCAAGGGAAAUUAGCUCAGCCUAUAAUGGUUUCCUGUUACAACCAGUGUGCAAUUUUGACUACAACAAGGCCAUGGAAACUGACCAAUGAACGCAUUAAGAAAUCUCAAAUUGACAGCUUAUUUGAAUUGAAAAGAGUCAUUGAUCCAUAUGAGCUGGUUGAUUCAGUCCUGGAUAGCUUUGGAUGCAAAACCUCGAUUGAAUUGAAAGAUUAUGUAGAAGAAAAUUAACUAUAUGAUUUGCUGUUGACACCGAUGUUGCUCUUGCUUAUUGUAAAUUGUUGGGUUGACGGAAUGCGAUUGACAGGGUCACGUUGUGAGCUUUACAUUAUUUUGAUAGACGGUCUUUUUAAAAAGAUAAGUAAAGAGCAUAGCUUUUUUUGUCAGCCACCCUUCCUGUGCUUUCAAAACACACGUUACCUUCAACAAAAACUAGAUUUUUUGCAAGCCAUUUCCAAAACAGCAUUUUUAAUGUUGUUUACAGUGAAGCAGGAACAAUCUCUUGUUAUAAGUGAUCGACAGUUGUCAAAAUACUUGACACAAGAACAGAAAGACAUUGCCCUUAAAACAGGUGUUCUAACGGAAAGAAAAUGUGCUAGUAGAGCCUUUCCUACUUCAACGUAUUCAUUUAUUCAUAAAAGUGUUCAAGAAUUUCUAGCUGCUGUUCACAUAGCAGGAAACAGUGAUGCUCUUCUGGUAGUUUCUAGAUAUUUGGCCCAAAAUUCUGACACGAUUUUUGAAAAUCAGGUAUUUACUUUUUUGUGCGGUUUAAAUAUUUCAUCAGCUAAUAAAUUGUCGCGCACUAUAGACAGCAUUUUUAACACAUCUAAGGAUGCAUCUAAGGAAUUGAUCUAUUUGUUGGACUUAUACAUAUCAGGGUUUAUCGAAGCUCAAGUCAAUGUUAAGAAUCCAAAUGAUAUUGAUCUUAAACUAAGUGUAUUCUUCCUUUUUCAACUUGAUUUGAUAACUGGUGUCAGACUCAAAUCUUUUCUUAGCAUCUUGCAAAUGAAUAAGUCAAACGCAAAGCGUCUUUUAUAUUGCAAGAAAGGGGAACUUGGGUUGGAUUUGUCUACUUUAUGCAACCUUGAAACCCUACAACUAUCGGGAGGAGUCACAUUGCAACCUAAUGUACUUGCCAAGCUGAAGCAAUCACAGUCGGUAUACUGUAAGUGGAGGUCGUGGGACCUAUCAUCAUGUCGCGAAAGAAUCACAUUACAACCAUAUGAUUUUCAUGGACUUGCGCAGCUGAAGAUGUUAAAGUUGGAGCGCUGUACAUGUGAGUCGUUGGACUUAUCAUCAUGUCACAAUCUUGAAAGCAUAGAACUUUGUGGUGAAGGAAUAACGCUACAAACAAAUGCCUUUCGUGGACUUGCAAUGCUGAAGAAAUUAGUGUUGGUUUGCUGUAAAUGUGAGUCGUUGGACUUAUCAUCAUGUCACAAUCUUGAAAGUAUAGAACUUCGAGGUAAAGGAAUCACAUUACAACUGAAUGCCUUUCAUGGACUUGCACAGCUGAAGAAAUUUGUGUUUGAUGGCGGUAAAUGUGAGUUGUUGGACUUCUCCUCAUGUCACAAUCUGGAAGGAAUAAUACUUCAUGGUGAAGGAAUCACAUUACAACUGAAUUCAUUUCAUGGACUUGCACAUCUGAAGAUAUUUAAUGAGUUUAUCUGUAAGUGUGAACAGCUGGACUUAUCAUCAUGUAACAAUCUGGAACGUAUAGUACUUCGUGGUGAAAGAAUCAUAUUACAACCGAAUGCCUUUCAUGGACUGGUGCAGCUGAAGGUAUUUAAGUUGAAAAACUGUAAAUAUGAGUCGUUGGACUUCUCAUCAUGUCACAAUUUGGAAAGUAUAGAACUUUAUGGUGAAGGAAUAACGCUACAAAAAAUGCUUUUCAUGGACUCGCACAGCUGAUGAUAAUACAUUUGGAGGGCUGUAACUUUGAACAGUUGGAAUUAUCAUCAUGUCUUAAUCUGAAAAGAAUAAAACUUGAUAGAGGAAUCACAUUACAACCGAAUGCCUUUCAUGGACUUUCACAGCUAAAUGAAUUAGAGUUGGUGGACUGUAAAUGUGAACAGUUGGAUUUAUCAUCAUGUCUUAAUCUGGAAAGAAAUAAACUUAGUAGAGGAAUCACAUUACAACGGAAUGCCUUUCAUGGACUUGCACAGCUGAAGGAAUUAGAGUUGGUGGACUGUAAAUGUGAACAGUUGGAUUUAUCAUCAUAUCACAAUCUGGAAAGUAUAGGACUAUGUGGUGAAGGAAUCACAUUACAACCGAAUGGCUUUCAUGGGCUUUCGCAGCUAGAGAUUUUAAAGUUGGAGGGCUGUAAAUUAAAACAGUUGGACUUAUCAUCAUGUCACAAUCUGGAAAGGAUAAAACUUCGUGGUGAAGGAAUAACGCUACAACUGAAUGCCCUUCAUGGACUUGCGCAGCUAUAUAUAUUAGAGUUGGAGGGCUGUAAAUGUGAACAGUUGGACUUAUCAUCAUGUCACAAUCUGGAAGGAAUAAUACUUCUUGGUGAAGGAAUCACAUUACAACUGAAUGCCUUUCAUGGACUUGCACAGCUGAAGAUAUUACGGCUGGAGGGCUGUAAAUGUGAGUUGUUGGACUUAUCAUCAUGUAACAAUCUGGAAAAUAUAGAACUUAGUGGUGGAUGAAUCACAUUACAACCGCAUGCCUUUCAUAGACUUGCCCAGCUAAAGGAAUUAGAGUUGGAGGGCUGUAAAUGUGAACAGUUGGACUUAACAUCGUGUCACAAUCUAGAAAUUAUAGAACUAAGUUGGCAAGGAAUAACGCUACACACAAAUGCCUUUUAUGGACGUGCACAGCUGAAGGAAUUAGAGUUGGAUUGCUGUAUAUGCGAGUCGUU
This is a messenger RNA of Dreissena polymorpha, 4503 nucleotides long. RefSeq lists its product as uncharacterized. Lineage: Eukaryota; Metazoa; Mollusca; Bivalvia; Myida; Dreissenidae. The transcript has 5 exons. Bases 180 to 1871 code for a protein of 563 amino acids. The record is from RefSeq and is a predicted model, not a curated record.